CCAGAAACCAGGGAAGUACUUGGGGAGAAAAUAUUAAAAGACAGAAAAGUAGAAUGAGACAAAAAGGUAAAUUAAUAAAUAAACAAAUAACGGACGUAGCAGAACAGAAAGAAAACACCGAUCAACCGGUAUAUUUUCUCUUCUUAGGGCGACACUUUGAUUUAUUUUAUUUACGUAUCAGGUUUUUCAUCUCUUAUUCACACCGACGCAUCGGGAAUUCGAUCGGCGCGUUGCUGCUGCACGCACGGAUAAACCAAUAGCCGGGACCACGGUCUAUGCACUAAAAAGGCCAAGGGCGCUUUCACCGACGAUAUUACAACGAUCAGCUGAUACGGCUCCGUGUAAUCCAAGCUCCUAUCGUGCGUUAGAAACGGAAACGCGGACGGGACCGAACUUUUAUGAUUAUUGUUUGUACUCUUCUUCCUUUUUUCCCGCCUCGAUCGUUUAAUUAUUCUUCACGGUUUUACAACCUAGCUCUCUUGAACCAUAGUCGAGGUUCCAUAACUUGUUGCACGUAACUCGUAUAUUUUAUUCAUAUCGCUUUUACUCUCCGUGUCUAUGCGCAGAAUUUUAACAAAAACCAACGAACCGACGAUUUUUUAUUAUUGCUUUUGAGUCAGCCACUGAACGGGAAUGUUUAAUUUCAUUCUUUAGGAUUCGGUGUCUGUCACGAUGUUACCGUAAUCGAUGCACUGUAGCGAUAAAUGAUAAAUAUUUCAAACAUUCACUCGACGAACUUUAGGAACUGAGAAUAAUCACCAGGAAUAUUUCUUAUGCCGGGUAAUUAUAUUCAAUAUGCGAAUUGGCUUCUUGUUCACUUUUUAAUCGUGUCUCAAGCUUGACGAUUGAAUAUUGCUGAGAGUAGACCGCCGGAAUAUAUCAACGUCUUAUUAGAGAUGGAAUAUUUGAUGAGGAUGUUGAGUCCCGCUGUCCGUGGCUGACUACUGAUCGGCGGCAGAAAUCACGAGGCGCCGAGUAAGCGUCGAAUGGUCACAGCAUCCGACACUCUCCUCUCUCCACACUCUCUCCAUGGACCUUGAUCCUGCCCCUGCAGUCUCCGUGCUCUUACUUCCUCGAUGGCUACAGCCGCAUAUGAAUGUCGUUGACGUAUGCUUCGGAGCUCCAGGAGAUUGGUCGGACAUUCUGUUUUCGGAAAAUAUGCCGAUUCAUGGAUACAGACGAACUCACAACAGUCUGAAACACGGCAUAUUCACUGUAACCCGAAACGACUUUGACGUUAUCCCAACUGAAACGUCCGCGGAACUUUUAUUGAGACACCAUGAUCAUUACAUCAAAACACUUGGAAAGCCAAACGCUGUUGUGAUGCACGUUGAUCGAGUUGACGACCUUGAACCGAUAAUGGCAAACUUGAAGUACUCUACUUGGAGAACGUGGAGAACCAGGACACGCUACCUUCUUAUUGUACCAAGUAUUUCAACAAUGUAUUCCAACCCUGUUACACUGCACUUUGUGCUCAAUCCAUUUUACUUGCACUGCGUGGUUCAGCCUAUUUUAUUCUCUGCUACAUAUUUAUGUAUAUACUGAUACUAUUCAUAGAGACAAUAUGUAACGUGGCUGAUUGCAACAGAAUGUUCAAAGUCAUUUGGAAUUACUGGAUUCUCAAUGCCGUGAUACUGUGUUCGUCGAACGACACCGAGGACUUUGUGAAAUCGGACAGAGUCAAGUUAUACACUUAUAACCCGUAUUCGCCGGACCACUCGCAACGGUGGGAAACGGUUCUUCAAGAAACUAUCGAAGUCCCUAUAGAACCGGAUAAUUUUAACCACUCCUGGCACGUAUUCAGGAAAGAUUUCACCGAGAUCCAAUCUCUGGCAGACUGCGAGGUCUUGUUUUUUGACAAAACCCUAAACAUGGAUGGAUACUUGAUCCCGAUCAGUAUGUUUCUAAUUCGACCUAAGAUACUUUUGGACCCAUACAAACCCGGAAUCGGAAAAUGGAUCGGACCGGAUGGUUUGCUGCUUCGUACACUUGCCACAAAAUUAAAAUUCAACGUAGCCGAGGUCUUCAACGGAGAACCCGAUCUUUAUGGAUAACUACUUGCAAACCGUUCGUACACCGGUGAAUUGAAACUCACGUUUUACGGGCUGUCCAACAUCGUGACCGACGGUCAUCUCAUGGGGGAUUUACCUGGUCUGGAAAUGACCUAUCCCCACUCAUCGACCGGAGUGUGCUUUGCGUCUCGUGUGGCCGGCUUGUACCCGCAAUGGACGAAUAUUUUCGUCGCUCAAAAUAUAUGGAUUGGACUUGGGCUCGGCACGAUACUGAUAACCGUCAUUCUCUAUCUGCGCGAUAAGUCGCAGGGUCUGAUACCUGCUCUUCUCAACGCCGAACGAUUUAUUCUUGGUAACUCAAUAAUUCGAUUACCAGAGUCCAUUGAGUACCGAUUAAUUUUUGGAUCGAUUUUUCUCGCGUUUAUCGUUAUCGAUGGAAUCUUCAGAGGUCGUUUUAUAUCAAUCCUAGCAAUCGCACGACGACUUCCGAAUUUAGACACCCUCGAGCAGGUCAAGGCACAAGGAGUGGAAAUCUACGGUUACGGGCCUCUUGUGGAUUUGAUUGACGAUCCUGUCUUGAAGAAGGGUUAUCACGACCUCCGCCCGGAACGUUGCCUCGCUAGGAUCGAACAAGACGGUCAACAGAGAGCCUGCCUCGCUCAAUGUUUAACGUUACCAGCUCUUACGGCAGAUUUUAAUAUGGCAAUCCACAAAGCUUCGACCGUCAUCGGAAAAAACUAUGCAGUGUACAUUUCAACACUGAAUUGGCCAAUGACAGACCGUUGGAACUUUGAUAUACAAAAACUGGUCGAGGCCGGAGUCAUUAACAAAUGGCGUGAGGACCUUGGCCGAGAUAUGGAACUGAAAUCAUGGAGAACGAAACGGGCGGCGGAACAGCCGUACUUCAGACCAGUUGAGCUUGACAGCUUGUUUAGUGCUUUCGUCAUAUUGGUCUUGGGACUCCUAAUUGCUCUGAUCUCUUUUGCGUGGGAGAUGAGAGGCCGACGUCGGGUAACUGGAGAGGAAAAAAAAGCGUAUACACAGAAGAGAUCGACUGACAGGAAUACGAAACAAAACGUCGAUCAAGCAACAGUGAAUUUUCACUGACGUGAGAAAUCAUUUGCUAUUGCCAUUUUUAUUGUAUUUCAGAUAGCACCUCAUCACUGUAAUGGACAGUUGCAAUAUGUUUUCGAGAUCGCUCACGAAAUGAGAAUACAUAAUGUGAUGUUUUAUCAUCGCUAUCCGCAGAAUAUCACUAUGCUUUACGUAAACUUUUUGUAUCGUGCACUGAACAACUUUACGGCUAUUAAAGUGUAAUAUUUAGUUUGGAACACAUAAAUUUAGAAAAUCUUGUUUUUUUCCUUUGGUUCUCUUAUAAUUAUUUUGAAAUCGCGAUUCAGUAAUUGCUUGAAGUUUUGGGACUAAUAAAUAACUCUAGGCAAAUAAUGAUGAACUUUUGUUUAUAUCACUGAAAUCGGAGGGCAAUUAUUUGAUCAUUUGUCA
Neodiprion fabricii is the source of this 3515-nucleotide messenger RNA. RefSeq lists its product as uncharacterized. The transcript has 6 exons. The record is from RefSeq and is a predicted model, not a curated record. Bases 2136 to 3119 code for a protein of 327 amino acids. NCBI's taxonomy places the organism in Eukaryota, Metazoa, Arthropoda, Insecta, Hymenoptera, Diprionidae.